AGACAGUAAAUUUGUUUCCUCUUCACGCCCAAGUUGUCCCAGCCCACCUCCAGGAGCAGAUAAAAGGGAAUGCCUGGAGCUGUGGAGCCAGAGAAGACUCUGAGCACUUCUCUCUGCCCUCAGCACCAGCUCAGCUCUGUGGAUCUCCUCAUCUUCCCCAGCUUUGGCUCUUUGAGGAGAACCAGCCAUGUCUCGUCAGUCUGUCUGCAGGAGCUUCGGAAUUGGGAGCAAAAGGGGAUUCAGCUCCUGCUCUGCUGUUGGUGGUGGCUUUGGAGGCAGUGGUGGCCGGAGCAGGAUCAGCUACAGCUCGUUCUCCACAUCCCGGGGGAUUGGAGGUGGCAGCGGACGCUGUGGAGGAUUCAGCAGCCGGAGCCUCCACAACCUGGGGGGCAGCACAAGGAUUUCCAUGGGCAGCUGUUAUGGCAAUGGCUACGGAUGUAGAAUUGGUGGCUUUGGUGGAGGAUUUCCAGGAGGAUUUGGUGGCAUUGGAGGAGGUGUCAUUGGUGGAGGAAUGGGCGGCUUUUGUGGCCCCAUCAGAGGUGGCCCUGGGUUCCCUGGAGGCAUUCAACCAGUGCAGGUGGACCCAACCCUCCUGCGGCCAGUCCACGUUGACAUCGACCCUCAGAUCCAGCAAGUGAAGUGCCAGGAGAAGGAGCAGAUCAAGACUCUGAACAACCAGUUUGCCUCCUUCAUUGACAAGGUGCGAUUCCUGGAGCAGCAGAACAAGGUGCUCUCCACCAAGUGGGAGCUGCUCCAGCAGCAAGGGCCAUCAGGACCGAGGAAGAACCUGGAUGUGAUCUUUGAGAAUUACAUCCAGAACCUGCGGAGGAGGCUGGAGUCUCUGCUGGGGCAGCGGAGCCAGCUGGAAUCAGAGCUGCAGAACAUGAGGCAGUACGUGGAGGAGUUCAAAACCAAGUACGAGGAGGAGAUCAACCGUCGCACGGCUGCUGAGAACGAGUUUGUGGUGCUGAAGAAGGAUGUUGACUGUGCCUACAUGACCAAAGUUGAGCUGGAAGCCAAGGUGGGAGCUCUGACAGAUGAAAUCAACUUCCUGAGGUGCAUCUACGAGGAGGAGCUGUCUCAGAUGCAGACGAUCAGCCGGGACCUGUCCGUGGUGGUGUCCAUGGACAACAACCGGCACCUGGACCUGGACAGCAUCAUCGAGGAGGUCCGGCGCCAGUACGAGCAGAUUGCCCAGAACAGCCGGGCUGAGGCUGAGGCCUGGUACCAGAGCCGGUAUGAAGAGCUCCAGAGCACAGCCGGCCGGCACGGGGACAGCCUCCGCAACACCAAGAUUGAGAUCCAGGAGCUGUCCAGGAAUGUCCAGAGGCUGCGGACAGAGAUUGAGAACGUGAAGAAGCAGAACCAUCAUCUGCAGUCAGCUAUCGCUGAGGCUGAGGAGAGGGGAGAGAUGGCCACCAAGGAUGCUAGGAGGAAGCUGGAAGAGCUGGAAUGUGCCCUGAGCAAGGACAAGGAGGAACUGGCUCGCCUGCUGAAGGAGUACCAGGAGCUGCUGAACAUCAAGAUUGCGCUGGACGUUGAGAUUGCCAUGUACAGGAAGCUGCUGGAGGGAGAGGAGAACAGGCUCUGCUUAGAGAACCCCUCCAACGUGAAUGUCUCUGUGGUGGGCAGAACCACCGUGUGCGGAGGCAGAUCUGGCAGCUUUGGAGCCAGCAAUGGCCUGAGCGGAGGAGGAGCGUGCACGGUUGUUGGUGGGAACAUCAUUGGCGGCAGCUGUGGUGUGGGAGGAGGGAUCCUCAGUGGAGGCUUCUCCUCUGGGAGCGGGAGGAUGUGCAGCACUGCAGGUGGCAGCUUCAUGGCCGGGGGGGGCUCCUCCUCUGUGCGGAGAUGCGUCACCACCACGACGGUCAAAUCCUCUGGGGUCAAAUACUGA
Passer domesticus (house sparrow) is the source of this 1894-nucleotide messenger RNA. Its product is annotated as keratin, type II cytoskeletal 6B-like. Gene Ontology annotation, molecular function: structural constituent of skin epidermis. Gene Ontology annotation, cellular component: keratin filament. Bases 188 to 1894 code for a protein of 568 amino acids. Gene Ontology annotation, biological process: keratinization; intermediate filament organization. Lineage: Eukaryota; Metazoa; Chordata; Aves; Passeriformes; Passeridae. The record is from RefSeq and is a predicted model, not a curated record. The transcript has 9 exons.